This is a messenger RNA of Ascoidea rubescens DSM 1968, 1463 nucleotides long. RefSeq lists its product as uncharacterized. The record is from RefSeq and is a predicted model, not a curated record. Gene Ontology annotation, cellular component: endoplasmic reticulum. Gene Ontology annotation, biological process: peptidyl-proline hydroxylation to 4-hydroxy-L-proline. Bases 113 to 967 code for a protein of 284 amino acids. The transcript has a single exon. Lineage: Eukaryota; Fungi; Ascomycota; Saccharomycetes; Ascoideales; Ascoideaceae. Gene Ontology annotation, molecular function: L-ascorbic acid binding; iron ion binding; procollagen-proline 4-dioxygenase activity.
UUUGGGUUUCGAAAUCCGACACAGCUGGAGAAAAAAGAUUGGGUAGCUGUUAGUGAAUAUGUGUUUACGACUGCCUAUUAGCGAAUAAUUGGUAUUCGAUGAGUAUUGGAAAAUGGGCAAAGGCAACAAAGUAAUCAAGGCUACCAAAAGCAAAAGCAAGAGCAAGAGCGGCAAGACGAGCAGCAGAAACACCACUAACGACGUUGGCAACAAUAGCAAUAAUACCAGCAAUAAUACCAGCAAAGAUGGGUAUGAAUUUCCUUCAAAUGUUGAUAAGUUUUUGAGAACUCGAAUGAAAGAUAAUAGUUAUUUCAAUAUCAAUAAAUACAAAUUUAAAUAUGUGAUUUCGCCUUCUCAGAUUGUCAUAAUAGAAAACUUUUUUAUAAAGGAGUAUUGCGAUGAGAUAAUUCUCUCGAUUAAUGAAAGAUUGAAGUUUUUGACCACGCCACUUGUUAAGAAUAAAAACUACGCAAGGAGAAACAACGAUAGAAUCGUAUUAGACCACAGCUAUCAGUUGAGUGGUAAACUAUAUGGCUAUUUGAAGAAAAUAGUCGAAGAACACGAUGUUGAGAUGGGAAAUAACAAUGAGAGUGAAAUGACAGAGUUUUUCAAGGGAUCAAUAGGAUUCAACCCCCAGAUUCGAAUCUACAGAUACAGCAAAAACCAGUUUUUCGAAAAGCACUAUGACGAGUCAGUCAAAUGCAGUGUUCUCGACAGCGAGAAGAGCAAAGUCAAGGGCAAGACCAAGUGGACGUUGUUGAUCUACCUCACAGGCGACGAGGAAAUCAGGGGAGGAGGCACCAUGUUCUACGACCCAGAAAAUAGCAGCAGCUGCAUCAACGUCCAUCCCAAGAAGGGCAUGGCGUUGUUUCACAAGCAUGGAGACGACUGUCUUUUACACGAGGCCGAAAGAGUGCACCAGGGAGAGAAAUGGGUGCUCCGAACAGACCUUGUGUUUCCUUUAUAGAGCAGCAGAAGAAGCAGAAACGGCAGAAGAAGCAGAAGAAGCAGAGUUGUUUGGCUGGAGAAAGGUGUUUCAGGCGGGAAUCGAACACGCGUUCUGUGCUCGCUUUUUGUGACAUUUCCCCCAACAGCAGAUGGAAGCAGAUAAAAGAUAACAGUAAAAGAUAACAGAUAACAGACAAAAGAUACCACAGGAUAUAACACAAGAUACAACACAUCAGAUAUAUGGUAGCAGAAAAUCAUAGCACUAGUCUACUUCCUCUUCGUCCCCCAUCAUGUUGAUUCAGAAUCCCUUGAACUCCAUUGCCACAUCCACCUCUGUUGAGCACAACGUCAGAAGCUCCAUCUUAAUCGACCAUAACACUGAAACUGACCAAGAUAUUCCGGUCUUGAAGAUACUAUUGAUUGGCUCUACUGCUGUUGGAAAAUCUGCUUUGUUGCUUAAAUACUGCGACAAUACCAUUAGAAACAGGCAACUAAAAUCCAGGCGAGAUAGUGCU